AUGUCGGUGAAGGGAAGAACAUCCUUCAACGAGGUCAUUUCAAAGACACAUGCAAUUUACAAGCCAGAGCGGGGCCGUUACUGGAUUUACGGUGCGCUUGGAUGUCCGUUCUCCCAGAGGGUUAUGCUGGCCCGGUCGGUAAAGGGCCUAAACUCGGUCAUUGGCCUCACUGUGGCGCAUUGGCUGAUGGGUCCCAAUGGGUGGCAGUUUGUUCAAGGUGACGGCAAGCUUGUGGGUAAUAAGGCGUACCGGUACGAUGGCGGUAUCGAGUCCACUGAGGAGAACAAUUCUGGCAAGUUUGGAGAUAUCACUGAUGACACGGAGCGGCUGUUUGUUGACGGGACUCCAGACCCACAUUAUGGUGUGAGAAGCAUCAGAGAACUGUACAAGAUGAGCGACCCUGAAUACAGUGGGGUGUUUUCUGUUCCCUUGCUAUUUGAUUUGAAGACAAACACUAUCGUCAACAACGACAGCGGUGAAAUCAUCAGGCUGUUGAAUAGCGGUAUAUUUGACGAGUUUGUCAACACUGAAACCCCUGUUGAUUUGGCACCCAAUGACCUGCUCUCUGAGCUGGAUGAAUUCAACAAAUGGUGCCAGCAGGGGAUAAACUCCGGUGUUUACAAAAUCAACAAUUCUACUUUUCAGGAGGAAUACGAAACGAAAUCUACCGAGCUGUUCGACGCUUUGGACAAAGUAGAGGCGAAACUGGCCGCAAUAUAUAAGGAGUUGGAGUCGAGGCACUGCCAGGAUGGGAAAGAUGAGAUUCUGUCAAAGUUCUACCUAUUUGCCAACCACAUCACUGAGGCUGAUAUUAGACUUUACGUCACCAUCAUCAGGUUUGACUCCAUAUACGCACAACAUUUCAAUUGCAAUUGGAGGUCCAUAAGGGCGGAUUAUCGUUUCAUCCACCUAUGGUUGAGGAACUUGUACUGGAAUCAUGAUUCAUUCAGAUUGACGACCAACUUCGAUCAUAUCAAGCUGUUUUACGCUAGAUCGUUCAGGAAAACAAAACCAACUGGGCAGAUCCCUAUGGGUCCGGAAUUUGACAUCUUAAAGUUAUGA
Huiozyma naganishii CBS 8797 is the source of this 1062-nucleotide messenger RNA. RefSeq lists its product as uncharacterized. The record is from RefSeq and is a predicted model, not a curated record. NCBI's taxonomy places the organism in Eukaryota, Fungi, Ascomycota, Saccharomycetes, Saccharomycetales, Saccharomycetaceae. The coding region runs from base 1 to 1062 and encodes 353 amino acids. Gene Ontology annotation, cellular component: cytoplasm. Gene Ontology annotation, molecular function: glutathione transferase activity. The transcript has a single exon.